Messenger RNA from Nilaparvata lugens (brown planthopper), 3733 nucleotides. RefSeq names its product LDLR chaperone boca (gene boca). The coding region runs from base 177 to 1529 and encodes 450 amino acids. The record is from RefSeq and is a predicted model, not a curated record. Lineage: Eukaryota; Metazoa; Arthropoda; Insecta; Hemiptera; Delphacidae. Gene Ontology annotation, molecular function: transmembrane transporter activity. The transcript is spliced from 2 exons. Gene Ontology annotation, biological process: transmembrane transport; protein folding.
AACAUCUGUUGAGCUGUACUAAAUAUUGCAGUCUUUAACUAGAAGCCUGUCCAAUUUUUUGUUGUUAAAUUGAUUUAUUAGUUCAUUUCACUCAAAAAUGGAGAGGAUUAUCAGUUAACUCAUGUAGUUUUCCUAAAGCAAAGACAAAAAAAGCAUACCGGUAGCAGAAAACAAGGAUGAACUAUAAAGACACAAAGAUGAAACUCAACCCGGACCAGAGUAGACAACAAACGAGCAUCAAGAUAUGGCUGUUCUUCUCCUGUUUUAUAGACUUGUUCGGAGCGAGUCUAAUAAUCCCAGUGUUCGGAACACACCUGCGCAGCCUUGGCUUUGGACAUACAUGGGUGGGAGUGCUGGGUUCGGUGUAUUCCGGGACACAAUUCAUCUCAGGACCGAUUGUAGGUAGUUGGGGGGAUUCUCACGGUCGACGCCCUACUCUCUGCGCAAUCCUGUUCACCUGUUCUGUUUGUUACCUGCUUCUCGGCGUUGCGACAUCGUUCUACGCCAUACUUCUUAUUAGAGUGUUGCUGGGAUGUGUGAAACACACGCAGACAAUCUGUAAGACUCUAGUGGCAGACGCGGUGGCGCCAAGUGAGCAAGCGAAAACACAGGCCAGACUGAGUGCGUGUGCGUCACUCGGGUUCACCGUUGGACCCGUCAUAGCUGGACAUGUGUCUGAGAUGGAGAACGGGUUUCUGUACUUGUGCGCGUUCACUAGUUUCUUAUUCUGUGUCAACGGACUAACAGUGUUCUGCUUCUUUCCCGAUUGUGAACAUCCUAUCAAUAGAAAACUACUUGAACAGAAAAACAAUUCUGCGAGGAGUAGGAGGAAAUUUAAGAGAAAAACAAUGAUUGAAAGUGAGGAUGUUAGUGAGAUUUCAACGAAGUCUCUAAAUGUGUGUAAACUCGAAUCAAGUGUGUUCCGCAUCUUAAAAGAUUUAACUUGUGUUGAAUGGAGUAAAUUCUGGGAUGUAUUCGCAUUCAAGUUCAUACUAAGCACCAGUCUAUCAUUGUUUUUCAACAACUAUUACCUGUUCGCCCAAACCAUGUACGGUAUCUCAUCCAAGCACAUCGGUUACCUAAUUUCCGUGCAAAGUUUAACGGCAGCAUUAUUCGGCACAUCAAUCGCUCAUUUCCAUGGUCUCUACAAUAAUUCAACACCAUAUUCUCGUAAAAUCCUCCACUGUUUCAUUGUGUUCACUGUGUCAUUAUGCGGGAUCCUGACAGCGCCCGGUGUUUUGAUGUACUAUAUUAGUGUGAUUAUUCUGAAUGGGUGUACAGCUUUAUUGAGAACUCUAACUACUGAACUACUGCUCGAUAGAACUUCGCCUGAACAUAGGGGUUCGUUGAUGGGUGCGGGAAACAGUAUCAACUCUUGUGCUAGGUUCGUUUCGCCGCUGGUUGCGGGAUUCAUCCAAGAUCGGUACGGCACUUCACAGGUGGUGGUAGUGUCUACCUCUGUCGCCUUUUUAGGGACCAUAUUGUCGCUGACUAUGGGAAGUUACGAACAAAAAAGUAAAUCUGAGUAAAUCUAAUCAAGUAAUUAAAGAUGGUUCAGUCACAAUAACCAUCUACAAUUAUAUACUAUCACUAAUUCAGAAAUGAAAAGUUGAUGAUCCAAUCUUCAAAUUAAUAAAGAUGCUUCAGCUACGAGAAAAAGCUUGAAAUUGUUGCCGAGCAUUCUCGUUACUUAACCAUCUAUACUUCUAUACCAUCACUAAUUCAGAAAUGAAAAAUUUAUGUUAAAAAUCCAAUCUUCAAGCAAUUCGGUACACUGUUUUUAUUAUUUAAAUUGGACAAUCUUUUUCAAUAUAAUUGUUAAGAUCAUUAUAAGAGUGAGAAAAAGUGGCAACUGAAACUUUCAAGUGGUCUAAUGAGCGAGUUAUGGGUUGUUGAAGUGCUAACUUUCCAGAUCAUAAACGGUUUCGACUAUAUUAUUAGAACUUCUCUUAAAAAUUCAAAAAAUGUAUUCAAUACCUUUAGAAAGGUUUUUAAUAACUUGAACUAUACAGGUUUUGAAUUGGACAGACUCAUUCCAAUUCAAAACCUGUAUAGUUCAAGUUAUUAAAAACCUUUCUAAAGGUAUUGAAUACAUUUUUUCAAUUUUUAAGAGAAGUUCUAAUAAUAUAGUCGAAACCGUUUAUGAUAAUCCUCUUUCCAAACUAAAACAUUUCAUUUCCCAUAUCGUUCAUAAAUAAAAAAGUAACAUUUUUUGUAAAUUCGAUAACUUGUUUAUUUUGGCAUUAAUCGCGAAAAAAACGCAUGUUAGAACCAAGCCAAUGAUAUUCUGAAUGUAUUAAAAAAAACUCCAAUGGAAAAUUCCGUACCGUUCAUGAUCUGGAAAGAAAGCGGAGUUUAGCACUUCAACAACCCAUAACUCGCUUAUUAGACCACUUAAAAAAUUUCAGUUGCCACUUUUUCUCAUUCUUAUAAUGAUCUUAACAAUUAUAUUGAAAAAGAUUAUCCAAUUUAAAUAAAAAUGUGUACCAAACAGCCUUAAGUAAUGGUUAUUUCUCAAGAAAAAGCUUGAAAUUACUGCAUUGCUUUUCCUCGUUACAUAACCUUCUAUACCAUCACUAAUUUCAGAAAUGAAAAAUUGAUGUCCAAAUCCAAUCUUCAAGUAAUUAAAUAAUUACUGUCUUGCUUUUUCUCGUUACAUAACCAUCUAUACUUCUAUACUAUAACUAAUUCCAGAAAUUAAAAUUUGAUGAUCUUUGUGUUUUGGAAGAGUGAGAUACAGGUUCCAGUUGAACUUAUAAAUAUUCAAACAACAUUAACGUUAAUCUACUAACAUAUCUAAAUGGCCAUAAAUUCAUUCCUAGUCAGAAAAUAUAAUUGUUGUUUUCUAGUUUCUUUCAAUUGAUAAACGUUAGUAAAAUUAUAAUAAUUAUUAAACAAAAAACCAAAUUAGUUGAUGUCAACCACCUCGAAAACUUCAGCUUUGGAUUGUUGAUAGAAAUAAAAUUAAUGGGGGUUUUGUUUAAUAAUCAUUACAUAGAAAUUAAACAUUUUAAUAAGUGCAGUAUCUAAUUUCUGUACAUCGUCUGUAUGCUGAUGAAAUUACUGUUUCUAGUACAAAAAUGUGAACCAAUUUGAAUUUCAACUUAUAGUUAUUUUCGAACGAGAAUGUGAAUACAUUCAUCUUGUGUGGCGUGUGACUCAGUGAACGUUUCAUUGCAUUUUUGUAUUACAUUUUAUUGAAAUUACAGAGGUAAAACCUUUGUAACAUUCCAAUCAAGUUUACCACUGAAUCUCAAAAAAUGUAGGAUGUCGAUGAAAUAAUUGAUUCAAUAUUAGUUAUAAUCUAUAGUUGAUAGCAAUUUUCAGAUUCAAUGUCGAAAGAGAACAAAUUUAUUCGAAACGCACAAUAGAGCGUUGUGAGGAAAUUAAAGUAUCGUUGUCUUCUAUCAGAAUUUAUUCAAUUAGGGCUUAAUACAAAAAAUGGAUGUAUAAAUUCUUUCAUUGUAAAACGUUUUCCUUCGUAUUGUACUGAAUCUAUUUUUUAUAUGAUUUUAUAUGCAUGUUCAAAUACAACUACUAUAUGGAUUCAUAUAUUGAUGGGUUUUUUCCAAUGUAUGUAUUGUGAUGUAACAAUAAAAAAUAUUUUUCUUUGUUAUUAUUUUUAAUUUAUUGAUUUACAUCCCAAUCACAGAUGAUUUUCAUCUUAAUAUUACAAAUAAUACAAUAGACCACCCUGAUAAUUUAAUACAAAAUAAUUUUCAACACAAUGAAU